Molecule: messenger RNA, 3506 nt
Organism: Salmo salar (Atlantic salmon)
Lineage: Eukaryota; Metazoa; Chordata; Actinopteri; Salmoniformes; Salmonidae
Product: SERTA domain-containing protein 2
Cellular component (GO): nucleus
Molecular function (GO): transcription regulator activity
Source: RefSeq, a predicted model, not a curated record
GACAGGCAAAGCCAGGAGGAAUCAUCAGGCCAGGGUGUCCUCAGGCAUAGAGAAAGAGAGAAAUAGGGUGAUUAGUAAGAGCAUUCGGAUCUAAUUUGUUAUUUUAUCAUUAUUAAUUACACCUUUCAGAUUGCACACAUGAACAUAUAAUUUAAUAAACCUGUAAACGAAACUAUCAUUACGUUAAUUGCAUAUUGCAUCUGUGUACAAAAAUACAUUCUACUCAAUCAAAUUGUAACUUUAUAAUUUCACUUCAUAGACGGAAUAAUGUUCAGUGAACGAUUUAAUGCCAACAAAUCCAAUACGUCAUUUAAAACUAUGUUCAGUUAGCACAACUUUUAUUUUGAAACUAUCCUUGUUUCUUUUACGCUGCUAUGUUAGGGGUGGAAAAAACAGACUGCUUCAACCUGAUUGGCUGAAUGUGAUACGCUACAUAGCCACUUUAGCAUGGCGGUGGGAAAUGGUGUUUCAAAAAGAAAGUACGCAUAUUUUCCCCGUUUUUGUAGCCUUGACAUUGAAUCGUGUUAAGGAGGAUAUCGCAGCCUCUGCAGCCUGGAUAGAGAAUGUUUUAAGCACAGACCGUUUUCACCGGGGGACACUAUAGUGUAUUACCGGCUGGGCACAUUAAGCCCAGACGAUAGUGGAGAUCCAUAGCGCCCACUAGUGGCUUCCCAAGCUACAUGGGGGCGAGGCGUGUGCCACCGUACCAGUCAACACUGUCAGUUCAGAGCGUAAUUUCACUUUACGUCAUUCCUAGCCAGUGUAGUUGUAGGUCUAUCGGCGGAGAAAAAAAUAGCUCCGGCAGUGCCUGUCCUGCUGUUCAGUGAACGGUAGUUGUCUGUGACUAGACUCAUCGGUCUCCUCGACAGCUCGCCAUUGUGUAGAGCUCCACGGCUAUUUUGGAGAACCGCGGCGCGGAAAUGAAAGUAUAGACGGCGAGGAGUUCGAUGUCUGGUGUUCCUCGUUGUAGAUCCUCUGUUCUUGGCGUCAAUUUGACCCCGAUGCAGGAUUUGAAACCCUUGCUGGAACUACAUGUGAUAUAUGUUGGGUAACGGCGUGAAGCGCAAACUGGAUGAGGACGGCCUGGAGGAGGGCAAGGCGCUCCUCACAUCAGCGGCCGGCGCAGCAGGCAGCCACUCAAGGGUUAACUACACGCUGCAGCGCCAGACGGUGCUAAACAUCUCCUUGAUGAAGCUGUAUGGGCCGCCGCGGACGCCCGCCACCGAGCCAGCCCUUCAGCGCCGCGUGCUCAUCAACAACGUCAUCCGCCGCAUCCACCACGAGUUCAAAGAGGAAGGCGGUGCGGGGCUGCGCGCACACUUCUUCGCCGUCCCGCCGCCGGCGCCGAACAUCACCGAGGACGAGAGCUACCACGAAGCUCCGACAUCUGCGUUCGGCGGCGUCCUCUCCCCGCCCCUCUCGCCACUGUCGUCGCUGGACUCUGGUUUGACCCCGGCCUCGCUCCUGGACGAUGACCCGCCACUGUUCUUCGCCUUGCCGCCGUCCUCACCCCACCCCUUGGGUCACCACCCUGUCUCGCUGAGACCGUCAGAGCCUGUCUCGCCUCCUGCCAAGGACAGCUUCUCCUCAGCUUUGGAGGAGAUCGAGGAGCUGUGCCCCAUCGCGGUGACAACCUCUACUACCUCCUCCCUACCUUUGUCUCCUCCACCUUCACCCCAGCCCCCACCCUCUCUACCAGCAGGGAUGGACAUGAAAGAGGAAGGGAGGACAUACAGCCCGAAGGACAAGGAGUCGCUCUUGCUGGACGAAAGCCAGGCUGCAAAAAAUGUGUUGGCAGACCCUCCCGGCACCCCCGCAGACAUAUCGCCCUCCUCCGGGGGCUUCCUCACUGACUUUGCCCUGGACGACAUUCUAUUCACGGACAUCGACACCUCCAUGUAUGACUUUAACCUCCCCUGCGGCGCCUCUUCAAUACCGCCGAACUUGGGGGUGUCCAAAACGACCCCCAUGGUCACUGCGGACGACCUGGUCAAGACUCUGUCCAGUUACAGUGGGGGAGGGGCGGGCUCUCCCCCUCUGGCCCAAAACCAGCCCUUCAAAAUGGACCUGGCUGAGCUCGACCACAUUAUGGAAGUCCUGGUGGGGUCUUGACUGACAUCGGGGUCGUGUUCAAUAGGCACAAAAAGGAAGAAAACUGAAUGAAACGGCAAGUCGCUUGUCCAAUAAGAAAUGCUCAUUUACAUUUUCCGUUUUGCUACGGUGUGCCCUUAAUGAACACAACAAACCGGAUAAAAAGUGCCGUAGGCGGCGAAAUAUUAAACUUAUUUUUUCUUUUUUUUCAAUGUCCGGAAAUUGUAAGAGAGACUUCACCAGAGACGUUUUAACUACACUGUGCAUGCGUUGUGCUCGCCUUUCCAAAAUGGAAACAAAAUGUUGAAUAUACUGUAUGGAAUGCAUUGAUUUGAUUGCAAUUUGAGUGCCUUUUGUCUGUACUAUUACCCUGUUCCUUGAUUUCUAUUGCUUUUUUUGUCUUUUUUUUUGUCAACACAGCCAUACAUUUUUUUUUCUCUACUCCAAAUGCAAAGAUAUAUCUUUUUGCAUACAGCACCAUGGGUAUACACUGAUGCGUCCAAAUUGAGGGUACUUUAAAAAUAUUUUGUAUAUGGACAGCUUAUCAAUGUUAUUGAAUUUUUCAUAGGCCUCAUUCAAGUUUUUUUGUCUACUAUAUUUUAAUGUAUUAUUCAUAAUUUGUUAGUUGAAUAUCAUACUGCUGUGUAUGAGCUUUCAACUCUAUUUGUAGACGGACUAUGUUUCCUUUUCCUGUAUGGCAUGUUUUGAAUUUGCUCAAUUGAUCUGACUCAAAAGGAUAUCAAGUGAAAUACAAGGGUAACCUUGCAAGGUCUUUUAGUUCAGUUCAAACACAAUUGCAGACAUCAAGAAAUAUUUUGAAAAUAAUUUGAACUAAGUGAUUAUGAAGUUAUUUAUUAUUAUUUUCAGGUGUACACAUAUUUAUUCUAACAUGACACUAACAUUUGGGUUGUACAGAACAUGCAGUCAAAUUCUGCCAAGAAAUGCUGUGUAAUAUAUUUGACCCUUGUUUUGUUUUUCAGGGAAGUGAAUGGCGGUAGUGUGUUGGGCUAUGUCUCUGGUGUUUGGCAAUCGAUCAGUCGGGAAACAGUUAGCCAACAACUUUGUCAGUGAUGACUUUAUUAAUCCAAAGCCUUUAAAACAAAGCAUUUCUCAUCAGUCAGUGGCAAAAAAAUGUAUGCUGCUUACUAUUCUUUGCAUUAUUGUUUAUUAUUCUUAUUAAAAAAAAAUGGAAGCAAAUGUGGUCAUUUCCAGUCAUCUCGCCGAUUUUUAAGUUGACCUGUUUUCAAGAACGGCUGUAUUUUAACACUGACCUUGAAUCUGUGCCUUGUUCUAUGCAAUAUGUAUUAAUUGGUCUGAAAUAUCUGAUUUAUUUUUAUGUAUAAAUGUGCAUACGAUUUCAAUGCAGUUAUACUUUUGUAGAUUUAUUUUAUACAAUAAAUGAAACGUCAACAAUU